AAUAUGGAUAAUAUUGACGGUGUAAACAACGAUCUUUGGAAUCAGCUUACGAUUGCCCAAUCCUUGGCAAUCUUGGAGGAGUUGAAGGCAGAAUCAAGAUUGGAUUCCCGAGAGAGACUCUAUAAAUGCCUUAUAGAAUGUCUUGGCACCACUAACUCGGUCAGAAAUUUUCUUAUUUGGUUCUUUAAUGGAGUCCUCGCGGAAUACUCUGGAAGCGGCCAAUUACCUCGAACUCUCUCCGCCGUGUGUUUUCAAUGCGGUCAGCCUUACACUACCGGAAAAUGGUGUAAACCAUGCGAAGAUUAUUUAUUCUUCGAGAACUCCGAUUCGUGGACAAGUGGAAGUGAAAAGAUUAACAGCCUAAUUUUGGAUUCACAAAUCAACGCUAGUGACGAACAUGCGUUUCUCCGGUGGAUCCCCUACGAUUGUUUCAUGGAUGUGACAAAAAUAAGUGAAGGUGGAUCAUCAAUUAUCUACACGGCGAAAAUGAACAAGGAUCCGUUGGAUGGAACGUUACAACAAUGGGUGGAGAAUAUGGAAUUUAUGACUAUAUUGGCGUAUUUAAACCGUGAUGAAGAAGAGUUGAGCCAAAAUGAGUGGGACGAAAUUUGGGAGAAGUUUUUUUCAGAGUAUGAAAGUAGGAUCAAUGAGAAUGAGUGUAUGAAGGAAGGAGAAGAGGCGGCAAUGGCGCUUUUUGUUGAAUUGGAAUCCAGGAAUAAGAAAGGAAACGUGGAAAUGGAUCAGGUCUCCGAAGUCGGAACAGACGUGGAAAUGGAUCAGGUCCCCGAAGUUGGAACAGACGUGGAAACGGACCAGGUCUCCGAAGUCGGAACAGACGUGGAAAUGAACCAGAUCUCCAAAGUUGGAACAGACGUAGUCACCGGAACGACAACAGAAAGCUUUCAGCUCGCAUAUAUUCCUCCCCAGACAAUGUAUAAAAAAUUCAAAUCAAAGCUGGUAGUGUUAAAGCGUCUGUCAGAUUCUUCCCAUUUAUCCGAGGAAAUUUUCGAUAGGCUAAAAAUUACCGAAAAUAACAGCAAGAUCAUCCACUGCUACGGCGUCACUCGCGACCCCAAGACAUCGGAAUACAUCCUAGUCUUUGAAUACGCGAACGGAGGCAGUUUGAGGAAGUACCUCGCCCAUAACUUUACUUCAAUCGAUUGGUUACAAAGAAGGAACAUCGUUACAGACAUAAUCUCCGGCUUAGAGUAUAUACAUCAGCAAGGUUUGACGCAUGGUAAUUUUCACACCGGCAACAUCUUGAUUAAUAAGCCAAACAUCAAUGAAUUCCGAGCAAAGAAUAUACACUCGGACAAACUCGAUGUAUGGAUUACAGACAUAGGAAAUUAUUAUCCUACGGAAUAUGACAAUGAAAGUAAUUCGGUUUGUGGAACGAUGGAUGGCGGAAAGACAGUAUACGGAUUGUUACCGUACAUUGCUCCCGAGGUUUUAUGCGGUCAACCACGCACUCAAGCCUCGGAUGUUUACAGCCUGGGCAUAGUAGUGUGGGAGAUUGUCAUCGGCAAAAUUCCCUACGCCGAACAUCCCUAUAAUGAAGAAUUAGCCCGAGAAAUAUGCAAAGGGCUAAGACCCAAGUUGGAAGGAGUCUCGGAUCGAUACACGAAGUUGAUGGAGAGUUGUUGGAACGCUGUACCUAACCAACGACCUAGCGUUGAAGAAAUAUUAAAGACAUUGUCGUUAUGGCGAUGGCCGCGAAACGUCAAUUUUAAUGAAGCAAAGAAUUUGAAUGAUUAUCUAAUGAAGAAAAGAAAUCUUUUAAAUUUCUUUAAUGGCGGAUACCGACAAAUUGGUCAUGAGAAAAACGAAAAUUCAUCUGAUGUCGAGGAGUCUUAUGAAACCGGUGCAGGUGGUUUGAAUGACGCGAGACUUAACAUUCUCAAUGUGUCUGAUAAGAAAUUGUCAUCGAAGUUUUUCUACUUUGAAAGACUACCGAAACCUAGGAAUUAUAGGGAUGAUUAUGAUGUGAAUAUGAAUAAUGGUUGGAACGAUGUUUACGCCAGUGUGUCAACUUACGAGAAAGGAAAGAGUUGCGAGAUAACGACAGCGUUCUCAGUUAAGAACAUUGACAAAGAGAAAGAAUUCGAUGUAGUAUCUCUAGACGGAUCAGUUUCACUAACAAGCGACGACUUUUGCGUAAUUGGCGUGGAUGGAGAAAGUUCAACGGGUGUGGUUUCGUUGAGUGAGAGCGAAUCCGUAGAGUUGGAUAGUUCUGAAUUGUCCAGCGAGGAUGAACAUGAAGAUGAGCAGGAUACGUCGGUUGAAGAUGGGGCGUCGGCUGACGACGAUGAGAGCGAUGAUGUUAUGUUAAUAAGAGAUGAAUGCAAGGCCACACAAUCAUCAAAUAGCACGAAUAACAUGAUACGUGAAGAAGCAGUAGAAAAGGAAUUUCAUAAUGACAAGAACCAAGUUUAUUGGCGCAGUAACAUAAUGAUACAAGGUGCAGCUAAGGCUAAAUCCGGAAAAUCGAAUCCAUUACCCAUGGAAAAUCAAACACCAGACAGUGAAGCCGUGGGUGAGGUUAAAUCAUCAUCGGUUGGAAGUGAUGAUGAUUUUGAUAUUAUUGACAAUUUGGAUGGAUGCUUUAUAACUAGUCUACCGUAUUCUUGUAUAUAA
Molecule: messenger RNA, 2634 nt
Organism: Acaulospora morrowiae
Lineage: Eukaryota; Fungi; Glomeromycota; Glomeromycetes; Diversisporales; Acaulosporaceae
Source: the annotation of a GenBank genome assembly